AUGCCUCGAACGCAGAAGCCAAUGACGACCUUCCUAUCCCUCUCCCUAUCCAAAUUCCUGAGCCUCAGUCUGAGGUUCAUGAGCGUCCACCCUCUCCUGCUCCUCCACCCGCUCCUCCAGCUCCUCCAGAACCUGCUCUUGCUGUCCCUGAACGUCCUCCGUCGCCUCCGCCGCCCGUUCCUGUUCCGCGUCCCUCCCACCAGCGCAAUCGUCAUGAGCCAGUGGGAGGUCCUAGCGUCGCUCGUGAUCGCCCUCGUCGUGAGAACGUGCAACUCCCUGAAAGACUUGUCAGCGGAGUCAUUCCUCUGCUUCUUAGCUGCUGCUCAGUACAAGGCAGGCUUACCGAACUCUCAUCGGGAUGCCAUGAACACGCCUGACGCUGGAAAGUGGCAACUUGCUGAAAAAGCGGAGUACGAGUCUCUUCUGGAGAACAAGACUUGGAUCCUG
Trametes versicolor FP-101664 SS1 is the source of this 447-nucleotide messenger RNA. RefSeq lists its product as uncharacterized. Lineage: Eukaryota; Fungi; Basidiomycota; Agaricomycetes; Polyporales; Polyporaceae. The annotation marks the transcript as partial. The transcript is spliced from 2 exons. The record is from RefSeq and is a predicted model, not a curated record.